Molecule: messenger RNA, 3771 nt
Organism: Knipowitschia caucasica
Lineage: Eukaryota; Metazoa; Chordata; Actinopteri; Gobiiformes; Gobiidae
Source: the annotation of a GenBank genome assembly
AUGUUUGAGAAGCCAGAGUCUGGGCACAGACCGGAUGGCACCAAGGUUUCAUUUGGGACCUGGUCAUCGCUGCCACUCUUCUGCACCACUCUAGCCCUGCUUCCAUUGUCAGUGGAGGUGGUUGUUCACACCAAAGACGGACAGCGUCUCUACCGAAUCUCACCCUGGGCCAAGUACGUCAACCGGACGGAGAAGGUGGCCAUCUACGAAUGGGUGCACUGGGACCCACCUAAUCCGUACAAACAAGUCCACCCACGGCCCAAGAAACCCAGCAGCCUGCGCAUCUACGAGGCUCACGUGGGGAUUGCUUCACCUGAGGGAAAGAUUGCUUCAUACACCAACUUCACUACCAACGUGCUGCCCCGCAUAAAGGAGCUGGCACUGGAUGAGAGCACGGACGUGCAGGACACCGCGCAGCUGCUCAUGUUUAUUUGUGGAGUUACUGCAAACUUUGAGAUGUACGAGGAGCUGGCAGUACUCCAAAGUCUCAAAGGGACUACGACGGGGGAGGAUAUUUUUGACAAAGUGUACCAAACCAUGGAAGAGUUGGACCUGGACUGGUCAAAGCUGGUCAGCAUCACAACUGACGGGGCUCCUAGUAUGGUGGGCAUGUCUCGGGGUCUAUUAGGACUCAUGAACCGGGAGAUUGAAGAAACAGGUUUCACCGCCCCGCUACAUGUCCACUGCCUAAUUCACCAGCAAGCACUGUGCUGCAAAGUGUUGACGUGGAAUUAUGUCAUGAAGGUUGUGGUGUCAUGCAUAAACUUCAUCAGAGCAAAGGGACUUAAACACAGGCAAUUCCAAGAAUUCCUGUCUGAACUGGAAUCUGCGCACGGAGAUGUGCUGUACUAUACAGAGGUCCAAUGGCACUUCAGGCACUUGUGGGUUGCCCUUCCAGUCGUCCAUGUGAAGAUACCUAACUCUUGGGGUAUUUGUCUCAUUCGUGUGCUCACCUCCACGUGGCAACAUAGUUUGUGCUGUGUGAAUUUGGCCUUGCAAAUUAAUGAAGACAUUAACGUGAGGCGUGAUUGUGUGCUUCGAUGCCUGAGCAUCUACCUCAAUGAAGAUCUGGACACACUGGUUAAAGAAUACAUGGAAGUAAAUCCACUUAGUUCAGAGGAGCCAGAGGAUACAGUGGGCCGGGUCCUGGCAUCUAAAAGCCUCCAUUAUGCCAAGGACGACAGUUUUUGUUCAAACAACAAGGAUGCAUGUUGUGGACUGUCUGCUUACGAACUCCAGCGCCUUGAGAACAUCAAAGAGAAAGAGGCCUUCUUGUCGUCUUUGAAGAUAUGGCAAGCAGCUGAGGAUCUGAGGCAAUCAGUAAAGCCAAAGACGCAUGUCAAGAGGUCAAAGGCUUUAUUGGUAAAAGAGCAGUUUAUGCACUCUCCCCGGAAAUCCCUCCGUCUUAAAGAACCACAGAACCUUACCCUCAGUGAAGGAUCAGCCCAUAAACACGACAUUGAAUCCAGAGAGGCUGAGGCAGACAUUGGCGAGAAGACCAUGGGCAUCUACACAGUCCAAGCAGAAGUUGAUGUUCCAGGUGAUGGACGCUUUGCUGAUGUCGGAGUUGUGCUGGAAGUUCCUAAACACCGGAGCUCGCCUCUCCCUGCCUCGCUCUCCCCACCUCGCUCCCCUGCCCGCCUGGAGCUGCCUCGCUUUCCCCUCUUCCCACCUCUCGCUCGCCUCUUCCCACCUCUCGCUCGCCUCUCCCUCCCCUCUCCCUCUCCCGUCUCCCUCGCCUCUCCCCUCCCUCCCCUCUCCCUCGCCUCUCUCCCCUCUCCCUCGCCUCUCCCCUCUCCUCUCCCCUCUCCCGCCUCUCUCUCCCCGCCUCUCGCUCGCCUCUCCCUCCCCUCUCCCUCGCCUCUCCCUCGCCUCUCCCUCGCCUCUCCCUCCCCUCUCUCUCGCCGCCUCUCUCUCCCCUCUCCCUCGCCUCUCCCCUCUCUCUCGCCUCUCUCUCCCCUCUCCCUCGCCUCUCCCUCGCCUCUCCCUCGCCUCUCUCUCCCCUCUCCCUCCCCUCUCCCUCGCUCCCCUCUCACCGCCUCUCUCUCCCUCGCCGCCUCGCUCUCCCUACCUCGCUCCCCUGCCCGCCUGGAGCUGCCUCGCUUUCCCCUCUCCCCACCUCUCGCUCGCCUCUCCCUCCCCUCUCCCCUCUCCCUCCCCUCUCUCCUCUCCCUCGCCUCUCUCUCGCCUCUCUCUCCUCUCCCUCGCCUCUCUCUCCCCUCCCUCCCCUCUCGCUCGCCUCUCCCUCCCCUCUCCCCUCUCCCUCCCCUCUCUCCUCUCCCUCGCCUCUCUCUCCCCUCUCUCUCGCCUCUCUCUCCUCUCCCUCGCCUCUCUCUCCCCUCCCUCGCCUCUCUCUCCCCUCCCUCCCCUCUCCCUCGCCUCUCUCUCACCGCCUCUCUCUCCCCUCUCACCGCCUCUCUCUCACCGCCUCUCUCCCACCGCCUCUCUCCCUCGCCUCUCUCACCGCCUCGCUCUCCCUACCUCGCUCCCCUGCCCGCCUGGAGCUGCCUCGCUUUCCCCUCUCCCCACCUCUCGCUCGCCUCUCCCUCCCCUCUCUCCUCUCCCUCGCCUCUCCCUCCCCUCUCUCCUCUCCCUCGCCUCUCCCUCCCCUCUCUCCUCUCCCUCGCCUCUCUCUCCCCUCUCUCCUCUCCCUCGCCUCUCUCUCCUCUCCCUCGCCUCUCUCUCCCCUCCCUCCCCUCUCCCUCGCCUCUCUCUCACCGCCUCUCUCUCCCCUCUCACCGCCUCUCUCCCUCGCCUCUCUCACCGCCUCGCUCUCCCUACCUCGCUCCCCUGCCCGCCUGGAGCUGCCUCGCUUUCCCCUCUCCCCGCCUCUCCCUCCCCUCUCUCUCGCCUCUCCCCUCUCUCUCGCCUCUCUCUCCCCUCUCGCCUCUCUCUCCCCUCUCUCUCCCCUCUCUCUCGCCUCUCUCUCGCCUCUCUCUCGCCUCUCUCUCGCCUCUCUCUCGCCUCUCCCUCGCCGCCUCUCUCUCACCGCCUCUCUCGCCUCUCCCUCACCGCCUCUCUCUCACCGCCUCUCUCUCCCUCGCCUCUCUCUCCCCACCUCGCUCCCCUGCCCACCUGGAGCUGCCUCGCUUUCCCCUCUCCCCACCUCUCGCUCGCCUCUCGCUCGCCUCUCCCUCGCCUCUCCCUCGCCUCUCCCUCGCCUCUCCCUUGCCUCUCCCUUGCCUCUCCCCUCGCCUCUCUCUCCCCUCUCCCUCGCCUCUCUCUCCCCUCUCCCCUCCCUCCUCUCCCCUCUCUCUCCCCGCCUCUUCUCUCCCCUCCCUCCCCUCUCCCUUGCCUCUCCCUUGCCUCUCCCUCGCCUCUCCCUCGCCUCUCCCUCCCCGCCUCUCGCUCGCCUCUCCCUCACCGCCUCUCCCUCACCGCCUCUCCCUCACCGCCUCUCCCUCACCGCCUCUCUCUCACCGCCUCUCUGCCUCUCUGCCUCUCCCUCGCCUCUCUCACCGCCUCCCUCGCCUCUCUCACUGCCCCUCUCCCUCCCCUCUCCCUGUGCUCUCCCUCCCCUCUCCCUGUGCUCUCCCUCCCCUCUCCCUGUGCUCUCCCUCCCCUCUCCCUGUGCUCUCCCUCCCCUCUCCCUGUGCUCUCCCUCCCCUCUCCCUCUCCUCUCCCUCUCCUCUCCCUUCCCUCUCCCUUCCCUCUCCCUUCCCUCUCCCUUCCCUCUCCCUUCCCCCUCCCCUCUCCCUCCCCUCUCCUCUCCUCUCCCUCCCCCUCUCCCUCUCCCUCUCCCUCUCCCCGCCUGGAGCUGCCUCGCUCUGA